This is a messenger RNA of Nicotiana attenuata, 689 nucleotides long. RefSeq lists its product as uncharacterized. The coding region runs from base 60 to 689 and encodes 209 amino acids. NCBI's taxonomy places the organism in Eukaryota, Viridiplantae, Streptophyta, Magnoliopsida, Solanales, Solanaceae. The record is from RefSeq and is a predicted model, not a curated record. The transcript has 3 exons.
CAGCUCUAAAUUAUCCUCAUCCACCACUAUAAUAUUGCAGCAGCUAUUGAUUCACAAAUAUGGCAGAGUCCAAAGUGACAAUGAAGUUAUUGAUAGACUCUAAAACCAAAAGAGUAAUGUUCGCCGAGGCUGGCAAAGAAUGUAUUGAUUUCCUAUUUCACAUUCUAGCAUUGCCAAUAGGUAGUGUCAUUAGGCUUCUCACAACCAAAGGGAUGGUUGGCUGCUUGGGUAACUUGUACGAGAGCCUUGAGAAUCUUGAUAAUAUGUUCAUUCAGCCGAAUCAGGAAAAGGACAUCCUCCUGAAACCAAAGUCAGCAGCCUAUGCUACUUCAGGCCCUCUGUUGCUCGCUGAUUCCCCUGUUAAAAAGCAGUUUUAUAGGUGCUCUUAUAAUAAUAACCAUAAUUACACGACUGAUGAUCCUCGAACACGUUGUCCUUCAGAAAAUGUGGUAGCAACCGGUGGAGGCUUGGUAAAGGGGGUUGUGACUUAUAUGGUAUUGGAUAACUUGGUUGUGAAGCCAAUGUCUACUAUUUCAAGCAUCACUCUGCUGAAUGAAUUCAGUGUUAAGGAUGUUGGUAUUCUUAAAGAAAAAGUUGUUACUCUUGGAAUGGAGGAGGCUCUAUUGCUGUUGAAGACUUCUCUGCAGUCAAAGAAUGUCUUGACGAAUGUUUUCAUGGCUGCUAUUUAA